UCUCAAGGAAAGGAACAUGAGAAAUAGGUACCCCAGCACCUCCCAGGGCGGGGCUUCCUGGCUCACUUUUCCUCUGCGCGCUUUCUCUGCACCCAGGGACACCUUUAGCUUCAUUUCCUGAUCUGACAGCCUCACCUGCAGUGCUGUCCUAGCUGGUGGAGCCGGCAGGAAUGCAGCAGACAGCACUCGCUCUCCUGGCCUUGGCUGCCUGUGUGGCUCUUCGCACCUCGGAAGCCAUACUUCCCAUUGCCUCCAGCUGUUGCACCGAGGUUUCACAUCAUAUUUCCAGAAGGCUUCUGGAAAGAGUGAAUACAUGUCGCAUUCAGAGAGCUGAUGGGGAUUGUGACUUGGCUGCUGUCAUCCUUCAUAUCAAGCGCAGAAGAAUCUGUGUCAGCCCACACAGUCAUAAUAUUAAGCGGUGGAUGAAAGAACAAGCAUCCAAGAAAAAUGCUAAGGGCAACAUUUGCCAUAAGAAGAAACACCACAGCAAGAGGAACAGUAAAGAGGCACGUCAUAGGAAACAUGAAACACAUGGCCAUGAAAAUCCCUAUUAGAGAGUUUACGAGUGAAUCUACACACGAUUCCUGAAGCGAACUUGGCCAUGGUUGGUUAUAAAGUUAUCAUGUGAAUGUUCCUUAUUGGAAGCCAAGAGGGCAAAACAAAAUAUAUAUUUUUAAAAGGAACAAUUAUACAGUAUGCAAAUGUAGCCAAUAAUAUACUCAACUGAAAAAUGAAAUGAAAGGAUAA
Molecule: messenger RNA, 747 nt
Organism: Ceratotherium simum simum (southern white rhinoceros)
Lineage: Eukaryota; Metazoa; Chordata; Mammalia; Perissodactyla; Rhinocerotidae
Gene: CCL28
Product: C-C motif chemokine ligand 28
Biological process (GO): immune response
Cellular component (GO): extracellular region
Molecular function (GO): chemokine activity
Source: RefSeq, a predicted model, not a curated record